GGGCCAUGAUAGAUUAUGCCAUUACUUGGGGCAGUGAUCCAGAGCCAUGGAUGGCUGCAUUUGGCAGAAGUGAGACGUCUGUCUCUCAGCUCGUCACUGCAGUUAAAAUUUGUUCCAAACAGUGAUAGCAUCAGGAACCAAGCUGCCGUACUUUGAAAACUCCGUUCCUGGGUGUGGGACAUCUGGAGUGAGUGUAUCCGUGAGGGUCUGAAGGAAAGGAAGGGUGCAACAAUGAAUGCAGGCUCAUGCGGGUGAGGGGUGCCCAGAAGGCCAGAGGCUGGAGUUGGUGUGGGUGGGCUUCUCUUGGAGACUCAACUCUUCGCUUUCGAUUGGAUCUCAGCUGGGCAAGCCUGCUCUCCUCCGUAGGUAGCCAUGAGUGCCAUCCCCAUCCCCAUUCUAUCUCCAUGGACUCCUUGCUAGCCAUGCCCCCAAAUUUCCAACCCCGGCGCAUGGAUCCAGUUGAUAUUGAUCACAUCGGAUUCCUUGCAGUUCCAGAAAAAGAAAUCAGUCCUGCCAGCCUCAUGCAUUCAGAUUGUGAUUUGGACAGAGAGACAGAGCGAGCUAAUAUUUGUAUUUGGUUUGAGCUCUUCCUAAUAGCAAUAUUGAGGCCGCUUAAUCGUUACCAUUCUUGAUGUAGAGAUGUUCCUCUCCUCUCCUUCAUGCACUUCUCUAAAACCAUAUUACAGCUCUCUGAAACCUUGCUCCUUGUCCAUCCUAGUUCGUCGCAUUUCCGAGUUCAGACUGGG
Fusarium redolens is the source of this 746-nucleotide messenger RNA. RefSeq lists its product as uncharacterized. Lineage: Eukaryota; Fungi; Ascomycota; Sordariomycetes; Hypocreales; Nectriaceae. The coding region runs from base 246 to 632 and encodes 128 amino acids. The record is from RefSeq and is a predicted model, not a curated record. The transcript has a single exon.